UUUCUGAUGAACAUUAUGUAUUUAACUUUUUUCAAUAUACAGUCAAAAUACAUUAAUAUAUAUUAUCCGAUGUUUGUUUUCUUGUGUAUUUCUGUGCUGUUAACAUUAUGUAUGUAUUAUGUAGACUUUCUUCUAAUAUUCAAGGUAGGCCUAAAAGUAACCUAACACCAAAAUCAACACGUUAUAUGGUAUAUUCAUGAUAUAAAUAAAAGGGAAAUUUGAAAUAAUUUGUAGUAGUCAUUAUAUAGCCUUUAUUAGACAGAAGAGCUGAAUGCAGACGAACAGUUAAUUUCCUCAGAAAACAUGGAAAAUCAAGAUAAUUUAGACCAACACAGAUGUGAGGAGUGUUAAGCUACUGUAUUUGAAGUAGGGCGUCCUCUGGUGUUUGAAAAAGUAUAGACAUGAAGGCGCUGCUCUAAAAACAAAACAAACUAACAAUAAAAAAAAAGGUUAUUGGUAUAAGCCUACAUUAUAAUUAGGCGUGUUAGUAAUUAAGAAGCCAUCACGAUGACAAUAUGCAGAUAGACCUACUUUUGAGAGCGGUAAAUCCCGAGUCUGCAGAAGAACAGCUAAAGCUUUUGGAGUUUAUUGAUUGACAUCAGUUUUGUCCAAUGAAAAGAGCGCAUUGGCCUGAGAGGGCGGGUCUUGGCUCCACAGCGGAGGCUCCCUGUCGCCUGACCGGAUGAUGACAGGACACUAGUUUUCAGUCCAGAGCGACAUGAAAUCUUGGCGUUACUGACUGAUACUGAUACUUUAAAAUUUUUUAAGACUUUUUCUCUUAUUUAUAAAGACUUUGCUUAUAGUUCCUUCAACUGCCAUCUGGAAAAGUUUGGAAAGCGACUCUACUCGCUGUGUUUGAGUGGAGGGGCACGGGGGAAAAUCCCAGUGUGCUGAGAAAAGUCUGCAGCCAUGGGAAACCGGGGGAUGGAGGACCUGAUUCCCCUGAUCAACAAGCUCCAGGACGCCUUCAGCUCCAUCGGGCAGAGCUGCAACCUGGACCUGCCUCAGAUAGCGGUGGUGGGCGGCCAGAGUGCGGGGAAGAGCUCCGUGUUGGAAAACUUCGUUGGAAGAGACUUUUUGCCCCGGGGAUCUGGUAUUGUCACCCGUCGCCCUCUCAUUCUCCAGCUGGUCAACAGUAAAGCAGAGUAUGCAGAGUUUUUGCACUGUAAGGGCCGAAAGUUUGUGGAUUUCGAUGAGGUCCGUCUUGAGAUCGAGGCCGAGACUGAUCGUAUCACAGGAUCAAACAAAGGCAUCUCUCCCAUCCCCAUAAACCUCAGAGUGUACUCCCCACACGUCUUGAACCUGACCCUCAUCGACCUCCCGGGGAUGACUAAGGUGGCUGUGGGGGACCAGCCUGCGGACAUAGAGCACCAGAUCCGGGACAUGCUAAUACAGUUUAUCACCAAGGAGAGCUGCCUCAUCCUGGCUGUGACACCUGCCAACACUGAUCUGGCAAACUCAGAUGCCCUCAAAAUCUCCAAAGAGGUUGACCCUCAAGGGCUGCGGACCAUAGGGGUGAUUACUAAACUGGACUUGAUGGAUGAAGGGACAGAUGCGAGGGACAUCCUGGAAAACAAACUGCUGCCCCUACGUAGAGGCUACAUUGGAGUUGUGAACCGCAGUCAGAAGGACAUUGAUGGAAAGAAAGACAUCCGCGCUGCUUUGGCUGCUGAGAGGAAGUUCUUCCUGUCUCAUCCAGCCUACAGACACAUGGCCGAGCGCAUGGGCACCCCUCAUCUCCAGAAGUCACUCAACCAGCAACUCACCAACCACAUUCGAGACACUUUGCCUGGACUGCGAAGUAAGCUCCAAAGCCAGCUCCUGUCUUUGGAGAAAGAGGUGGAAGAAUACAAGAACUUUAGACCAGAUGAUCCAACGCGCAAAACCAAGGCUUUACUCCAAAUGGUGCAGCAGUUUGGGGUGGACUUUGAGAAGUGCAUUGAAGGAUCCGGUGAUCAGGUGGAUACCUCAAACCUGUCCGGUGGAGCAAAGAUUAACCGCAUUUUCCAUGAACGCUUUCCUUUUGAACUUGUGAAGAUGGAGUUUGAUGAGAAAGAGUUAAGGAAAGAGAUCAGUUACGCCAUCAAAAACAUCCACGGAGUGAGGACAGGCCUGUUCACCCCAGACCUGGCAUUUGAGGCCAUAGUGAAAAAGCAGAUCAUAAAGCUGAAAGACCCCUGUCUGAAAUGUGUUGACCUCGUCGUCACCGAGGUUGUGGCCCUGAUCAGGAAAUGCACAGAGAAGCUCGGCUCAUACCCUCGACUGCGAGAGGAGACAGAGCGUAUCGUCACCACCUACAUCCGCGAGAGGGACAGCAAGACCAAAGACCAGGUGCUGCUGCUGAUCGACAUUGAACUCUCCUACAUCAAUACAAAUCAUGAGGACUUCAUUGGAUUUGCCAAUGCUCAGCAAAGAACAGCAGCCAAUGCCACAAAGAAGAGAGUGAUGCCAAACCAGGUGAUCCGUCGAGGCUGGCUCACCAUCAACAUCAGUAUUAUGAAGGGAGGCUCUAAGGAUUACUGGUUUGUUCUGACCGCAGAGUCUCUUUCCUGGUACAAAGAUGAAGAGGAGAAAGAAAAGAAGUACAUGCUGCCCUUGGACAAUUUAAAGCUGAGAGAUGUGGAAAAAGGGUUUAUGUCCAGCAAACAUGUCUUUGCUAUUUUUAACACUGAACAAAGAAAUGUGUACAAGGACCUGCGGCAGAUCGAGUUGGCCUGUGAUACUCAAGAUGACGUGGACAGCUGGAAGGCCUCAUUUCUCAGGGCUGGAGUCUACCCAGAGAAAGACCAGACUGAAAAUGAGGAGACCAUGACGCCCGGGGACACUGUAUCCAUGGACCCUCAGCUCGAGCGACAGGUGGAGACUAUCAGAAACCUGGUGGACUCCUACAUCGGCAUCGUUAACAAGUCAAUAAGAGACCUGAUGCCCAAGACUAUAAUGCAUCUUAUGAUCAACAGUGCAAAGGACUUCAUCCACUCUGAGCUGUUGGCCUACCUGUACUCGGCCGGGGACCAGGGCAGUCUGAUGGAGGAGUCAGCAGAGCAGGCCCAGAGGAGGGAUGAGAUGUUGCGGAUGUACCACGCCCUAAAGGAGGCACUGGUCAUUAUUGGGGACAUCAGUGCCACCACCAUCUCCACACCUGUGCCUCCACCCGUCGAUGACACCUGGCUCGUCAAGGAACCAAGUCCACCUCCAGCAGCUAGACCCACUGCUGCAGCAACAGGACCCCCUCCAAGCCGACCGAGGGGCCCUGCUCCUGGGACUCAGCCUCCUCUGAACCCCUCUCCGGCAUUUGGAGGUCCACCAGUGCCCUCCCGCCCCGGACCACCACCCGCCCAGCCCACCUACACCGACCCCAGCGCUGGACAGGUCCCACUGAUCCCAUCUAGACCGGCCCGUGUACCACCUGCUCUGCCCCCCGGAAUCCCCAGCAGACGACCUCCAGCUGCUCCCAACCGGCCCACUGUCAUUCGCCCCUCAGAGCCCUCCCUGCUCGACUAGAGACACAGAUCCUAUAACACACCUGGUUUACAUUUUGUAUGUACUAGGAUGUAGGUGAACCCAGUAUAAAAGUGUACUUAAGUGACCUUUUGCAGUUGGUGAUGUGCUGUCUGUGCAUUUCAGAAACUUUAUGUAUGUAAUUUUGUCUGUAUGUGUAGAUAGCUUUUUUAACAAAAAGGAAACUUUAUUUGGUAAAAAAAAAAAAGUUUACUGGCCUUGAUUUUUUUUUAGAAACAAGAUUUUAAUGCACAUAUGUCUUAAAGUAAUAUUAUGUUACAGUUUAUAUGAUGUAAUCAGUUGACAUUUUUAACUAACAAUUUCAAUUAUGAACUAAAUUUUCAAAGCACCUCAAAGAUGUUUGUAUUUUGACUAUUUCAGUGAAAUAAGUUAGCCCUAGAUGUUUUUUUAAACAAUUCAUUUAUUUAGAAAGUUUCGGCAAUCUACUUCCAUAAAGGUUUGAUACUUUUUUCUUGUAUAAUUGUCACAAAAAUAAACAAAAUACAUGGGAGCAGCUACCUUUCAAAUGUGGUUGUAAAGUGACUAUUUCAUUCAACUUUUAGCCUUAAUAUGGAAAUCCAUUAAAAAAAAAAAAAAGUCAUCAUUAUUUUAAAGCCAUAGUGUUUUAAGACCUGUGUCAUUGGAGGAUGUUUGAAGGGACGGACAAAAUAAAGGGAUAAAAAGUGACUUUUUGCUUCAUUUUUAACAUGAAAGUAUCUUUAGUCAUGGCUGUGAUUAACACUCAUAAUUUUCCACAUUAUCCAUUGCACAACAUUGUAUCCAGACACAAGAGGGCACAGGCUGGUGUGCUGAGGUCACAUCUAGCAUAAUAACUAUACUAAGCAAUAUGCAAAUCUAGGAAUAUGUGACAAAUACUUUGUUGGUCAAAGCAAAAAUAAGAACCAUGAGUAAGUCCCAGUUUCAUUUGGAACUUGAGUUUUUCACAAUUGCAGCAGUCUUUACAUCAUCCUCUAGUGGAAAAAUUCUGAGGCUGGAACGUUAAUACAUGAAGUUUAGAGUAACACUCCAAAUAGUAUAAUAAAUGUAUGUAGUAAAAUGGUAAAUGGAGUUAACUAGAAGAUACACAGAGAUGUUAAAUGAGAAGCAAAGAUAAAUUUUUGGGAACAUUUUGAGCAUUGCAGCAGAGCAUUUUCCUGGUGCCUUUUUUAUUUCUUCAAAAGGCUCCGAGUUUCCAUAGUAACUAAAGUGUGGGACAUCAUCACAGCUGGUUUGUGUCCUAUUGUUGAGAGUUCCAUAGACACAAAUAAGGACUUGUUCUGAAUGAAGAAUUAAAGACAUCUGGGGACAUAAACUUGAACCUUUGUUUUGUGCUUAUGGUCUCCUCAGGCCUGCUCCACAGAUCCCGCCUCGUCCAAACCCCUGGUGAAGGAGGCUCACCAUGGACCACACAGCACCCAUACCAAUGUCUCAGUCAAGAAUGUAUUAUAAACUUUGACAUUUAAGUUCAGGAAAUAAACAUUUGAGAAAAUCCAA
Molecule: messenger RNA, 4992 nt
Organism: Boleophthalmus pectinirostris (great blue-spotted mudskipper)
Lineage: Eukaryota; Metazoa; Chordata; Actinopteri; Gobiiformes; Gobiidae
Product: dynamin-2
Exons: 20
Coding region: 910-3501 (863 amino acids)
Cellular component (GO): membrane; microtubule; cytoplasm
Molecular function (GO): GTP binding; GTPase activity; microtubule binding
Source: RefSeq, a predicted model, not a curated record